CUUGUGGGCCAGAAUUCAGGAAAUCCUGGAAGAAAUCAUCCUUUUUCCAAAUGGAGGAAAAACAGAAUGUAAGGUGUGGGGUUUGGGUUUUUCAGUUUGCACAGAGAUGGUGUGUCCUUCCACAUAGAUUAUUUUCUUCCAAGUAAUAAAGUAAUAAAAUUGUGGGGAACAUUUGGUGCUAAGAAAGAGUGGUUUGGUGGGAGAAUACUGAAGAAUUUUCUCAUUUGUCACUUGGUUUCUUUCCUAAUAAGAAUAUCAGGAUUUGGCUAUUAGCUAUAUGUACACAUACAUUUAUUUGUCAGGGGUUUCACUCUAUUUAGAUCCAGAGAAUAAUACGAUUAUGUAUUAUUUUAAGUUUCUGUCAACCGUGAAAAUGGCCCUUUUCUUCAAACAUGAGUAAGCCAAAAUGAGUAACAAAGUCAUUAUAGAAGUAAUAAAUUCUCCCUCCAUUCCAGUUACAAACUGCAUCAGCCAUUAAGUUUGCUGCACACGCAGUGAGAAGCAUACCCGGUUCAGAGAAAGAUAGACACAGACUCUGAGGGAAGCACAGGUUUUCUGCCUCACCCUGGGGCAGUUUUGUCUGUCAGAAAAGUGGCUGCAGCACAGAGAGGUAAAGUGACGUGCAGAAUUUCUUCAACGUGUCUCAAGGCAGGGAGCAGUGUCCCAGAGCAUGGGUCAGUCACCUUGGCCUCUCUGAAGGAGCAGACAAGUGCUUCUGUGCCAAUCCAGUUCCCAUUUAAUGAAACCAUCACCAGCUGCCUUUUUUUUGCCCUUAGGUCAUGCCUCUGACCUCUCUUUCUCUUGCUCAUGAAGGAGACAGGGAGGUUUAGAGGGCAGCUCCACCUGGCAAAUGUCACAUGUGCUCUGCUAGUGUGGCACCUUAGGGGACUGUCUACCUAAGCUUCAGGCAGUGAGUUACUGGUCUGAUUCACUCCCCCUCAAUCUGGUGCAUCUGUCCUGGCAGUCAGGUGUCUCCCAUGUCCAUCAGUCGGGUGUGUGCUGCAGACUGAGAGCAGAGGAGGUGAACGCUGCCACUGCCUGCGCUGUCUCAGCUCUCUCUUGUGCCCAGCUCACCACCCUCAGGCGUGCAGCUGCAUGAUCAGCACUUGCUGAUCAACUCCUGGCUUUCAAGGUUAAAAGAGAAAGAUGAAGAAGAAAAAACUGGUGUGCUGCUUUAAAGGAACAUCACGCGUCUGGCAAAAUUUUGAGAAGGCUCAAGGCGUUAAAGAAAGCUCAUCUAAAUAAAGGAGGGUUAACGUGACAUUGCAGUUACUUAAUCCUGUAUUGUCCUGCCAUGUGACUGCAGGGAUACUGAGGCGCAGCAUUUCUUUUGCCUGGUGCACAGACUAUGCUUUUCCUGUCAUCUUCCAGAAUCAGUUGCUUUGUUGAACACACCAUGGGAAAGAAACAGAGGGGCAGUGUACUUUUUACAGCAAGGCUUCCACACACAGUGGUAUUUCCAAGGCACAGUGACAAGCUCACAGGCUGAAGAAUGAAUUUAAGGCAAUCCCUACAGUCAGCUUUUGGACUUUUACCAGAAUCAAGGAGAACUACGUUCUUAAGGUGGCAUCAUGAGGACAGCAAAGAAGAUGAUGGGCACCAGGAGUGCCAUGAAGGAGAAGAAGGAAAACAGCAUAGGCUGACCCCAUUUGAGAAGCUAAUGCAGGAUAUGUCUCAUAAUGAAAAAGUGGUGAAAGAAUUAACCCUGGGAAAGAGAAUUGCCUUCUAUCGAGUCAGAGGAGAAAUAGGAAGUGGGAAUUUCUCACAAGUGAAGCUUGGAAUUCAUUCCCUAACCAAAGAGAAAGUUGCAAUUAAGAUUUUGGACAAGACAAAGCUAGACCGGAAGACUCAACGUUUGCUGUCUCGUGAGAUAUCCAGCAUGGAAAAGCUGCACCACCCAAAUAUCAUCAGGCUGUAUGAAGUGGUGGAGACACUCUCAAAACUGCAUCUGGUGAUGGAAUAUGCAGGAGGUGGGGAGCUCUUCACUAAAAUCAGUACAGAAGGAAAGCUGCUAGAAACAGAGUGUAAAAUAAUCUUCUCCCAGAUUGUGUCUGCUGUGAAGCACAUGCAUGACAAUAAUAUCAUCCACCGAGACCUGAAAGCAGAAAACGUCUUCUAUGCCAGCAACACCUGUGUUAAGGUGGGAGACUUUGGAUUCAGCACAAUAAGUAAAAGAGAUGAAACUUUAAAAACUUUCUGUGGCUCUCCUCCUUACGCUGCUCCUGAGCUCUUCCGAGAUGAAAACUAUAUCGGCAUCUAUGUAGACAUCUGGGCACUGGGAAUCCUCCUGUACUUCAUGAUGACAGGCAGCAUGCCAUUCCGGGCAGAUACUGUAGGCAAACUGAAAAAGUGCAUUCUUGAAGGGACAUAUACUUUGCCUCCCUGCCUCUCAGAAAAUUGCCAGAAACUGAUAAAAGGAGUCCUUCAGCCAGUACCAACCAAGCGAUACUCUGUCAAACUGAUUAUGAACAGUGAAUGGAUGCAAGGAAUACAGUUCCCCAAACCUUUACAGACAUUUAAAUUGGAUCCAAAGUAUUUAUCAGAAAUCAGUACACUCAGAGAAGAAGAAAUUGAAGUGAAAAAUAUUCUGGAAGAUCUGGGAAUCACAGAAGAGCACAUUCAAAACAACCAGGGAAGAGAUGCACGCAGCUCCAUAACAGGAGUCUACAGAAUUGUGUUGCACAGAGUACAGAAGAAAAGGGCACUUGAAUCUGUUCCUAUCAUGUCCCAGCCAGAUCCAAAAGAAGAUGACUCAAGGAACGGAAUCACUUCUUACAGUGGCAUUAAGCACACAUCCAAGCUGUGUUCUAUUUUAUAAAAUUGCACUGCAGGCUUUAUGCUCAGCACAUUUGACAAAGGGGAUUACUCACUUAUCCUUAAGCUGUAGCAUUACAUUUUUUUUUGUAAUUUUUGAAUAAACCAAAAAGGCCUCAUUUUCUUUGCAUUUCUCAAUUGACAGUGAAGCACUCAAAAACAGAGCUCUCAUGCAUGUUUGACCCUAUCUCCAGACACUUGGUAUAGCCAGUGCAAGAACCCAGUAACUGAAAAGAUCAUGAGUGGAGGGAUCUUUCAAUAAACACCAUGCUACUGCACUUAAUUUGGGAGAUUCUCUGCACAGGCAUGUAACAGCUAACUUCUGGAAAGCUGUACCUCAGCUCAACACAACUAAGCUCAGCACUGCAAACUGGGACAGUUUUUGCAGAGAACUAAAUUUAAGCAGACACCGACCAUAAUCUAAACCAUUGCAAAUUCUGCUUUUGAACUUCAUCAAAUUUAACAAGUUAAUUUUGAAAAAGCUUCUUUCAAGAAGCAUCAAAGCUGUUGUUGCCUGCAGUUCCCAACUUGUCAUGAUUCCAGAAGAACAGUCAGGAUUCAGUAUUUUAACCCUGCAUGUGUGGGCGCCUGACUGGUUGGGCUACCAUCAAUUACCCUUCUGACGCCUUCCACUGCUUGCAUGAUGCUGCCAGUCUGGAACUGCCUGGACUCCAGCUGCACUCCAAUAGAUAGAUUUAAGCAGACUCCAAAACCUAUGUAGUUUUAAGUUCUUGCCUUAGCCCUUGUUACCAGUAGCUGAAUGCAAGCAGCAGCAAAAUCUGCUUAUAUUCACUGAGCAUUACAGGCUUGUCCUCACUCCUGCCAUCUGCUUUGGCAACCAAAGCUAGCACAAAGCUGAUCUUGACACUUGAAAGUUAAAAGCUGACAACUCCAGUUGUUCUGAGCAUCACCAAAAUGCAGAUGCUCUGAUUUUCAGCUUUAAUUGCUUAUUCUGUGCUUAGAUCUUCAACAGCAUCAACUCCAAUGCAAAGGACAAGUGUGGCAGCUGUUCUCUGAGCAGGGACAGCUGAUGUGCCUAAGCUAAGAGGUAGAACCUAUGAGUUUAGUUAAGGUAAGAUACCCAACACAAGCUGUACACAGGCACAGCUGGUGCUUUCACAUUUAAAGGCAGGGUGCCUUAUGUGUUAUGAUAUUGAUGAGUCUAUCAUUUCACUUCAGAGGGAAUAAUUCAUAUAAAUGAGGAACGGAAUAACUAUGAAAAGGCACGUAUAGGAAACUGGACUCAGGGGGUUCAGGUGUGUACAAAGCAAGAACCGUGCCUCCUUCACAGGUUUUCUGAGGGUAAUAAAACAAUACCAAUUUUUUAAAACAGUAAUUAAAAUUAAUUCAAUUUCAUAAAGUGGGUAUUAAUUUCUCUACUAUAAACACUUUCCUUAUAAAAGCAUUUUAAGUUAUCUUGAAACAUGGCCCUGAUAAAAUUGUUUUACACCAGCCUAAGCAACUCUUUUUCCCCCUUUUGUAAUGGAACCAACACUAAGAAGAAAGAUGCAGAAUGUCCACACAGCUUGUGAACCCACAACUUUGAGUUUUUACCAGAGCCAGCUUCUGCUUUCCUGUUAAAGAAAAAGAAAUCCAUUCUAAAAAAUGAACAAGUCAGCAUUACUCCAACAGGUUUCAAAUAUCUCAAACUUUAUUUUAAUAAAGGAUCAGCCUCACAGACCCAUGAGGCCUGUGCCAGUAGCUCACUUCUUGGCUUGUCCACUGCCAGCAAUGGACUUUGUUCCAUGACAGUUUGUUUUACAGGUGCCAAGGCUAAGUUUCAUGAGGGCAGCCUAAACCAAAAUACUUGCAAACACUAUCAUCAUGCAUUGCUCCAUCAUUUUCAGCAGAACAAACAGAUUAGUAAUCAUCAAUUUAUAAUAAACAACUAUUUAUCAAGGCUUGACUGUACAAAUACAGCAAGUUAUCAAAUCCUGGUGAGUGACAGGUAAUACAGACACUUCAUUACACACACGCAAAAAAAUGUAAUUAACAGAAAUAAUUUUUUGCUACUUUAUAUUAGAUGAUGUAGCUUUGUAGAAUUAGCAAAGAAAUAAAUUCAAUGAAACUUCAUUCUGUACAUUAGCUCAACUUAAAUAUAUAUAUAUAUAUGUAUGUAUGUAUAUAUAUAUAUAUUACAAGCUUAAAAGGCUCAUAUCAUAGUUCACUUCCAAUCUGGGCUUUAAAAAUCUACCAGAAUGGACUCCCCAUAACCACUGUAUAUGUAUCUACUGCUUGCAAAAUGGAUAACUUUAGCUUGCACAUUGGGGAAGGGGGACAGAAAUUAAAGACUCCACUCCUACAGUAUUAACAAUAGUGAGAACGACUGCAAAGUACAAAGCCAAAUUCAAAGCGAGAAAGAGUCUUUUGGAAAUGUAUUAUAUAAAGACAGCUAAUAGGCUGGAGUUCCAGACAAAGCGAUGAACAUCAGUCUCUUCCUUCGCUGGCCAAUUAAAACAGCUCCACAAUAGCUCUAAAUUGUAUUUGAAAAGUCUGCUGCCUUGGAUAUUCUACUAAGCAAUCUAUUAUGGUGCCAAAUCAAUGAUCCCCUUUCUUUAGAAUAAAAAAUUUACUACCUCCCUUCUUCUAAAUCUUUUCUCCCAGUCUCCUGUGACUUAGAAUGCAGGUAUAAAAUGUGUAAGAUGUUAGGAGGGAUUACACAGUAACUAAGAAACUGGAUCACAGAGUUUCUUCUAAGAAAACCACUUGUCAGCCUAGCUGUUCUUGAUCCGGUCAUUUUGACAGGGAAGAGAGAUUCUAUUCCAGAAAUGGAUGUUCUUGGCUCUAUGCCUAUCCCAAAGCAAUGGCGUGAUGGGAGGCAGACUGGGAGAUGAAAAGGAAGGUGAUAAAGUGAAAGAGAAUUGCAGUAUUCAGAAGGUUGACUGCUUAUUGUCAAGGCACUGAGAACCCUAACAUUAAAAGCUUGGACUAUCUUGCACACACUUGAGUACUAGUAGAAGUUAACAGUGUAGGUUUCAAGUCAUUUUACAUGGAAGAGCAGGCAGAAGAUUCCUUUUUUUUUCCUUUCUGUGUAUGAAGACUUUGUAAUAAACUACAGCUACUUCUCAGCAAUUAAAAAAGUUCAGACAUGUUAAGGAAUCCCCACAG
Messenger RNA from Poecile atricapillus (Black-capped chickadee), 5922 nucleotides. RefSeq names its product NIM1 serine/threonine protein kinase (gene NIM1K). Gene Ontology annotation, cellular component: cytoplasm. Bases 1493 to 2818 code for a protein of 441 amino acids. Gene Ontology annotation, biological process: protein phosphorylation; intracellular signal transduction; microtubule cytoskeleton organization. The record is from RefSeq and is a predicted model, not a curated record. Lineage: Eukaryota; Metazoa; Chordata; Aves; Passeriformes; Paridae. Gene Ontology annotation, molecular function: protein serine/threonine kinase activity; tau-protein kinase activity; ATP binding. The transcript has 5 exons.